UCCUGUCACUGGCUUAUAUGGACAAGUCAGGCUGCUGUCAUGUGACCUCAGGCUGCUAAAAACAGCUCCAGCACCCACUCCGGACCAGGACCAAGGCCUGAAACAAUGUCCUCCACCGAGAGCAACGUAAAGGACACUUGAUCACACAAUCUUUGGAGUUAUUUCCAGGAAACACUUGCAGAAGCCAGUCGGAGCACCCUUUCCUGGGCAGCACACUCGGGGACGGCCAGGAGAUGAGCGCAUCUCUGAAUUACAAGUCUUUUUCCAAAGAGCAGCAGACCAUGGAUAACUUGGAGAAGCAACUCAUCUGUCCCAUCUGCUUAGAGAUGUUCACAAAACCCGUGGUCAUUCUCCCCUGCCAGCAUAACCUGUGUAGGAAAUGUGCCAGUGAUAUUUUCCAGGCCUCUAACCCAUACUUGCCCACAAGAGGAGGCACCACCAUGGCAUCGGGGGGCCGAUUCCGCUGCCCAUCCUGUAGACACGAAGUGGUUUUGGACAGACAUGGGGUUUAUGGACUUCAGAGGAACCUACUGGUGGAAAAUAUCAUUGACAUCUACAAGCAGGAGUCCACCAGGCCAGAAAAGAAGCCCGACCAGCCGGUGUGCGAGGAGCACGAGGAGGAACGCAUCAACAUCUACUGUCUGAACUGCGAAGUGCCCACCUGCUCCCUGUGCAAGGUGUUCGGCGCGCACAAGGACUGCCAGGUGGCUCCCCUCACCCACGUGUUCCAGAGGCAGAAGUCUGAGCUCAGUGAUGGCAUUGCCGUCCUUGUGGGAAGCAACGACAGAGUCCAGGGAGUGAUCAGCCAGCUGGAAGACACCUGCAAAACUAUCGAGGAAUGCUGCAGAAAACAGAAACAGGAGCUUUGUGAGAAGUUUGAUUACCUGUAUGGCAUCCUGGAGGAGAGAAAGAAUGAAAUGACCCGAGCCAUUACCCGGACCCAAGAGGAGAAACUGGAACGUGUCCGUGCUCUGAUCAAAAAAUAUUCUGAUCAUUUGGAGAACGUAUCAAAGUUGGUUGAGUCAGGAAUCCAGUUCAUGGAUGAGCCAGAAAUGGCGGUGUUUCUGCAGAAUGCCAAAACUCUGUUACAAAAAAUCUCUGAAGCCUCAAAAGCAUUUCAGAUGGAGAAAAUAGAACAUGGUUAUGAGCACAUGAACCACUUCACAGUCAACCUCAAUAGAGAAGAAAAAAUAAUACGCGAAAUUGAUUUCUACAGAGAAGAUGAAGAUGAAGAUGAAGAAGGGGAAAGAGAAGGAGGAGGAGGAGAAGCGGUAGAAGUGGAAGAGGGAGAAAAUGUUCGGACAGAGUCACCAGGAGAAGAUGCAGGUCCAGAAAAGGCCUCGGAGCCCUCUCUGCUGGCCUCGGAGGUCCAGGCUGUCCCAGAGGCACCCCCGGUCUCCUCUCCAGCACCUCCUCCAGUCCUGCCACCUGCCACGGAUGUCCCAGUGACACAGGGGGAGGUUGUGCCCACUGGCUCUCAGCAGACCACAGAGUCUGAAACUCCAGUCCCUGCAGCAGCGGAAACUGCGGAUCCCUUGUUUUACCCUAGUUGGUAUAAAGGCCAAACCCGGAAAACCACCAGCAACCCUCCUUGCACCCCAGGGAGUGAAGGUCGGGGGCAAAUAGGGCCUCCAGUUUCUGAGGAUUCGAAUGUGCAGAAGGCAGAAGUGGCAGAAGCCGCAGCCAAUGAGAGGGCAACAGUGAGUGGUAAGGAAACUAGUUCACCUGCAGCUACUUCUCAGGAGUUAGCCAUCUGCCUAGCACUUUUGGCUUUUCUUGUACUUCACUACAUCUGGAGUCAGAUUCAGUGCUUGAUUUUUACUUUAAUGGAUUGGAUCUGAGGCCCCUCCUCUCCAGGGACAGUCUGCAGCCUCGGGGAGUGGGAGUAGCACUGAAUCUGAGCCAGCUCGUCAUGUCUUCUCCUUUUCCUGGUUGAACUCCCUGAAUGAAUGAUGUUUAUUCCCACUGCUGCCCCUCUCUCUGCCUUCCUGAGAUGCACACAGGCAGUAGGGAACUUAGGUGAAAUCAAUGAAAUGGAGAUGAUGAAAGGGACCGCUGAACAGGACUUCUGCAACAACAACAAAAAAACACCACAAACUAAAAAUACCCUCUAAUUCCAUAUGACUUAUCUAACACACUGCUGGAAAAGAAUACUUUGAGAAAAUAGUUGCAGAAAGCACUUGAAAAAAGAAAUUUGAUUUUAUGUGAAUAUUUUAUUGUGUGGGAAACAUUACAAAGGGUGUGUAGGUGUGGUGUGUGUGGAUCAGUGACAAGUGGCAAGUGUUUGAAAAAGUGGGUACUACACUCUCAUGUCUAAUAGGCACUGGCUUUUUGUUAAAAUAUCAUAGUAGCUCUUAUUUCCUUUCCUCUUUAACAGUGCAGGUGGUCAGUGAAAUUCAGCAUUAAUUCAGAAGUGACUGAUUUAUCAAUACGUGGACAAAAGGUAAAUCAUUGACCAAAGCUAUGAAAUGUUUUGCAGACUUUUUUUCUCUUCCAUAGAAGAUGUCACCGGGUGUAUAUCCAGAAAUAUUUUUUGAAUUUGGUGACACUUUCAUAGUCUAGAAGGCUGAAAGCCUAGGACAUCUCUUGUGACAUUUUUCUAACCUUAGUUUUAGAUAUUUAUGUAUCAGACACUUUAAAUGACAAAGACCUUCCAGCAGGAACUGUCUCCUUUCUCACACAUCCACUGUGGCACCAAUCUAGUGAAUUGUAGAACUGCAUGUAUUUAAAUAUAUAUAUACAUAGCACACAUUAAUAUAUAUAAAUACAUAUAUAUUUAAAUCAUGCUUUAUUUGUUACACCAUAAUGCCUUCUUGAGAACAUAAAUGUAACUUUACUCUGUAUGGACUCUUAAAUAAAUGCUGUUUUUAAAAA
Messenger RNA from Galeopterus variegatus (Sunda flying lemur), 2874 nucleotides. It is a transcript of the gene TRIM55, whose product is annotated as tripartite motif containing 55. The transcript has 11 exons. The record is from RefSeq and is a predicted model, not a curated record. Gene Ontology annotation, molecular function: zinc ion binding. The coding region runs from base 234 to 1841 and encodes 535 amino acids. Lineage: Eukaryota; Metazoa; Chordata; Mammalia; Dermoptera; Cynocephalidae.